Aspergillus oryzae RIB40 is the source of this 834-nucleotide messenger RNA. RefSeq names its product putative DNA repair and transcription factor Ada (gene mpt). The coding region runs from base 1 to 834 and encodes 277 amino acids. Gene Ontology annotation, biological process: regulation of DNA-templated transcription; DNA repair. Lineage: Eukaryota; Fungi; Ascomycota; Eurotiomycetes; Eurotiales; Aspergillaceae. The record is from RefSeq and is a predicted model, not a curated record. The transcript has a single exon. Gene Ontology annotation, molecular function: zinc ion binding; sequence-specific DNA binding; DNA-binding transcription factor activity.
AUGGAUCAGGAGAAUCUGCCCCUGAAACUACCUCGCCUACCUCGUUGUGCCUCGCCGACCCUGUCCGCUACUGCCCGCUGGCAGGCAGUGGUCCACCGAGAUGCAACAGCCGUAUCAUUUGUGUACGCUGUAUUAACGACCAAAAUAUAUUGCCGACCAUCAUGUCCAGCUCGUCUCGCCCGGAGAGCAAAUGUCCAAUUUUACGACACGCCCUCGCAGGCCGAAAAAGCAGGUUUCAGACCCUGUAAGCGCUGCAAACCCCAAACCCUGUUAGCGGUUAAUCCCCAGGCCCAAAUGAUUCAGAGGGCAUGUAAAACCAUCCAGGCAGAGAUAGCAACUGGGUCCAAACCAACAUUGCGGGAACUUGCCAAUCAGGCAUGCCUCACGCCAAGUCACUUCCAUCGGGUGUUCAAAAAGCUCGUAGGCGUCACGCCCGGGCAAUACGCGGUUGCCAUUCUCAAGGGUGACCCUAGGGGUCCCCUGGAUGACUGCAGCCGAAAUUUGAACAUUACGGAAUUGAAACCAUGGGGUACGGGCUCCAAUAACCAUAAGCCCUUCCUGUCUAGCGGCUUGGAGGGUGCUCAUAGAUUCAAUUCUGGAGAUACUAUGCACUGGAAUGAUUUUGACACUUUGAUAGCCGCGGAGGCUGAGAUUGAGUCUGAGUUUGAUGCCCAGUUUAUGGAGGACUUCAUCUUGUUACCCAUGGAAGAUGCCGCUGGUGUCGCUGAGCACCAUGGCAAAGAUAUAGGGGAUGUCCUGGUGCAACACAAACAAACAAGUCGCCUGGACGGGGCCAUUCACCCUGCAGGCGUGGAGACUGUCAUGCCAUGCUGA